This is a messenger RNA of Momordica charantia (bitter melon), 2375 nucleotides long. RefSeq names its product galacturonosyltransferase 10 (gene GAUT10). The record is from RefSeq and is a predicted model, not a curated record. Lineage: Eukaryota; Viridiplantae; Streptophyta; Magnoliopsida; Cucurbitales; Cucurbitaceae. Gene Ontology annotation, molecular function: polygalacturonate 4-alpha-galacturonosyltransferase activity.
UUAUUGAGCACAACUGCUGGAAAUGUUGGGUGGGGUUAGAAAACGAAUGAGACAACAGAUUCACCGUCGGGGAGGCCGGAGGAAGCAAGAGUUCGUGACAAUUAAAAAUUCAACUGUGUGCGUCCCAUACAGCUUCCUUUCCAGUGAUCGAUCUCGGAGAAGAACGUGAAGUUCUGCUAACCAAACACUUCUGCCACAAACUCUAACCCUAUCUCCAUCUACUCAAUUCAUACAAUCGCCACCUCCACUCUGGGAUCUGAAACAGCCACUCACUAAUUUCAACUCCGCUACUGAGAUUCAGCUUUCGCCCGGCUGAAAACUGCAUUUAUCUUAUCACGAUCGGAAAUCGAGCCAGAAGAUGAGGCGGAGGCCACCGGAUUUCCGAAGGCCCGCGAGGAGAAGAUUAUCGAACGCCUUUUGGUGGACUCUGUGUUUUGUUGCGGUUUUGCUCUUCGUUUUCAUUCUCAGCAGAGGGAGUCAGAUUGAGUCCAGGCCCGCAAUAACUAGGAGAUCAUACAGACACGACAGAAUAAUGGAAGGCCUCAACAUUACUGAAGAAAUGCUGAACCCCAGUUCUAUUGCCCGGCAACUCAGUGACCAAAUUUCUCUUGCAAAAGCAUUUGUUGUGAUUGCAAAGGAGAGCAACAAUCUUCAGUUUGCUUGGGAAUUAAGCGCCCAAAUCCGCAAUUCACAAAUUCUCCUUUCAAAUGCUGCAACUAGGAGAGCACCUCUGAGCACUACAGAAGCCGAAACUGCAAUACACGAGAUGGCACUGUUGCUCUACCAAGCCCAGCAACUUCAUUAUGAUAGUGCAACCAUGAUCAUGAGGCUGAAAGCUAAAAUUCAGACUCUUGAUGAGCAAAUGAGCUCUGUCAGCGACAAAAGUUCAAAAUAUGGACAGAUUGCUGCUGAAGAAGUCCCCAAAAGUCUGUACUGCCUUGGUGUUCGCUUGACCACUGAAUGGUUCAGAAACUUAAAUAUACAAAGGAAGCUCAAUGAAAAGAAUCAAAUGGAUAUGAAACUUAAAGAUAAUGGUCUCUAUCAUUUCUGUGUAUUCUCUGACAACAUCCUGGCCACUUCAGUUGUUGUCAACUCGACUGCGUUGAAUUCAAAAAAUCCUUAUAGGAUUGUUUUCCAUCUUGUAACUGAUGAGGUCAAUUAUGCAGCGAUGAAGGCCUGGUUUUCAAUGAACAAUUUUAGAAGGGUGACUGUUGAUGUUCUAAAGUUUGAGGAUUUUAGCUGGUUAAAUGCUUCUUAUGUCCCAGUACUCAAGCAACUCCAAGACUCGGAUACUCAGAACUAUUAUUUUUCAGGUAGUGGUGGCGAUGGUCGGACUCCCAUCAAAUUUCGGAAUCCCAAAUAUCUUUCAAUGCUCAACCAUCUCAGGUUUUACAUUCCGGAAGUUUUUCCUGCUCUCGAAAAAGUGGUUUUUCUUGAUGAUGAUGUUGUGGUCCAGAGAGAUCUUUCUGAUCUUUUCAGCAUUGAUUUAAACGGCAACGUAAAUGGAGCCGUCGAGACAUGCAUGGAGACCUUCCACAGAUAUCACAAGUACUUAAAUUACUCCCACCCCCUUAUCAGGGAACAUUUCGAUCCUGAUGCUUGUGGAUGGGCAUUCGGGAUGAAUGUUUUCGAUUUGGUAGAGUGGAGGAAGAGAAAUGUAACAGGCAUUUACCAUUAUUGGCAGGAAAAGAAUGUAGACCGGACACUAUGGAAACUUGGUACAUUGCCACCCGGACUGCUUACAUUCUAUGGGUUGACAGAACCGUUGGAUCCGUCGUGGCAUGUGUUAGGAUUAGGCUACACAAAUGUCGAUCCUCAGAUGAUAGAGAAGGGCGCCGUGCUUCACUUUAACGGUAACUCGAAGCCAUGGCUUAAGAUUGGGAUAGAGAAGUACAAGCCCCUUUGGGAGAAAUACAUUGAUUAUAAUCAUCCUCUACUGCAAAGCUGCAAUUUCCAUUGAUUUAUAUGAAACAUCAAUUUCGUUUUCCCCUGUGAAGAUUGCUGUUUAAGAAUAUCAGAAAAUUCUGGGGACAUUAUGCUUGAACGUGCCCAUUUUAUCACAAAAUCAAGCAUGUGCAUGGCGAGUAGGUGUAUCACGAAUAUUUGAAUCUUCAGUUUCCCGUUGUAGCACAGAUCCUUUAUAAUAGAUAGUUGGCCCUGAUGUUUUGAAUACAAUUUGUGUCCUUGGGAAGAGCAGUAAACCCAUUUUGUUGUGCCAUUAACGGCAAUUGAUAUUCGAUCUUUGUACCAGUCAUGCUCCCCAUAAAUAGCCUUCCUAACUUGACGAUUUUGAAUUUGGAAGUUUAGUUCUUGGGAAGUUCGCACUCCCUGUUAUUAGUGUAUUGAUAGAUGCAAUUUUCAUUCCUUUUCUGAAA